Messenger RNA from Phaeoacremonium minimum UCRPA7, 603 nucleotides. RefSeq lists its product as hypothetical. NCBI's taxonomy places the organism in Eukaryota, Fungi, Ascomycota, Sordariomycetes, Togniniales, Togniniaceae. The transcript has a single exon. Bases 1 to 603 code for a protein of 200 amino acids. The record is from RefSeq and is a predicted model, not a curated record.
AUGCCCUCAACACAUCAAGUCACACACUCUUUCCCCCUGCCCUCAUAUCUCUCGCCCGAGCUUGUCUUGGAGCAGCUACAAAACUACGAGUCACUCAUCACACCCAACCCAAACUUGCUAAAGUACAACCGCCGGCCCGUCGCAGUAGAAGAGCUCAUCGACGACCCAUUCUUCACCGAGACAGGCCGCAAGCUCGAGGCCUUCGAGGUGACAGAUCGCAUCAUUCUGCUGCCCCUGGCGGGCUUCUCGUCGUGGUGCUACAAGGACGUGCGCAUCCCCGCCGUCUUCCAAAGCUUCGAGACGGGGGUGCGGUACCGCGCCGACGCGCAGGGCGGCGUGCGGGUGUGGAGCACGUACGAGAUCCGGCGCCGGGACCCGACGACGGGCUCGUCGGCGGAGAGCGUCGUUGUGAGCCCUGGCGCAGGCGACUGGGAGCUGGUGGAGCAGGCGCGCGUUGAGUGCAGCCACCUCGUCAAGCCGUUCGUCAUCAAGAACUUCGAAAGCGCGCACAGGGAGAUCUGCCGACGGAUGAUUGACGAGAUGGUCAGGACUAGCGCAAAGGACCACCUUCGAGAGAUGCCGCCUCCGGUUCCGGUGAAAUGA